UACAUGUGAGAGGCAGAAAUAAAGAAUUAUGAAAUGAGACCCCUGCCCUAUCGAUAUCCAUGGUCAGGGGAACAGUAUGCUAUAGUGGAACAAGCAUAGAUUUUUGGAGCCAAGAGGCCCAGCUUCAAAUCCCAGCACCAUCACUCACUCGUGUGUGGCCUUCGGAUAAACCACGUAGCUUCUAUUUAUUCACCCCAGUUUCCCGUCUGUAAAACGGGGCUGAUGAUUUUUACAUUUCAAAGUUCUUAAGGGGAUGAAAUGAAGUAACAUGUGAAACUCCUCGUCUGAGUUAGAUGCUCCGGAGUAAGUCCUAUUCCAGGCCCUCCGAAAGUACGCACGGGGUUAGAAGAUGAGGGUGGUGAGAACAUUCUGUGGUGGCCAGUGGUUCCUGCUGCAGCAAGGGUGAUAGAUUCAUUUAGCUGCACGUCAUCGUCACUCUGCACACUCCUCAGUGUGGCAACAGCCCAGUCUCAGCUAGGCUUUCCAGGAUGCCUACCUUUUGCAAAGGUGAGAGUCUCUGGCCUCCAGGAGUUUACUAACUGGUCUGAAUACUAAGUGGGUGUUGGAGGCUAGGAGAACUUGAGUAAGGAAAGACUCAACAUUAAGAUGGUGGGACUAAGGCCAGAGGUGGUCAGAUAAAAACAGGGAGGGACUAGGUAGCUCUUUUGGGGGCAAGUCAAACUGCACUCCCCGGGCCAGGUCAACCAGGCAGCUGUUCUCUGACAAGGUGAAGGAGAGGUGACAGGACUGCUGGGCUGUUGCUGUUCGUCCUUGCAGAAAGCAUGUCACACCGUAGGAGCCAAAUAUAAUUUUUGAGGGAACCGACAGGGAAAUUCACCCUUGUGGUUUGCCGGAUCCUCUCCCCUCUUUCUCCUUUUUUUGGAGAGGCUCAUGUUUUGUUCUGGAGUAGCUACAGCUAGGUGAUCGCACGGACUUUGAUGUCCCCUCUGCAAUAGCUCUGUGGUCAAUCCACGGUGGACCUGACACGCAGGGACAGGCUACACCUGAGCACCGGCGUGGCUCAAGUAUGGAUUCUUGCUGGGCCACGUCCUACUGUGCCACGGCUGACCCCCAGCCCGGCUUCUGGUUUCGUAGAGGCGAUGGGUCUGAGAGCUGAGACCUGCUCUGCCUUCCUCAUCAUGUGAAACCCCACAGGAGAUGCUGAGAGGGGACUGAGAGACACACAGUGGGGGUGCUUGAUGGAAAACUACAGACUGAGAUUCUCACUUCACACCCCACCCCUGCUGAGAAGUUCUAAAGUACAAAGAGGAAGCACAUGUAAAAGGAAUUUUCCCUUUCUCCCCACAACUUCCUCUCCCUUCAUACCACCUAGAGCUGAAGAAGCAUCUCCUUUGCUUGAAGGAGGCACCAGCUAUUCUGAAUGAAGGGCAGUGGGACGGUGCCGUACCCAGCACAGCUGGACGUGCUCAGGGACAGUGACGAGGACACUGUUCUGGAGGAACUCACUGGGUGCACGGCAUAAGGCACAUGUAUUCAAAAAUACCCUUCCCCACUGAUAGCUGCCAGGCCACUCCAGACAACUUCUAGGUAGGUGCCUGGUGCUGUGCAGUGACCAGAGGUGCCUGGGAGCAGAUACCCCACUGUCCCAGCCUCUGCUUCCAGGGACCCACACCCCCCCGAAGCACCUAUGAUAUCCCAGCACCCUCACAGCAGCCCCGCAAAGUCGAUAUUGUGUUGUUACCUACGUUUGACAGACUGGGAAACCGAGGCUGACCCUUGUCUAGCUGUCGUGACUGAUACAUGACAGAGGAGAAGAAACUCAGGUCUGUCUGGUCCCAAGCCUGGGUCCUGUCUACGUUGCUUCUUGAGAUAUGCUCUGGGUGCUUUCUCUAGGAAAAUCCCAAGGACAGGGGUAGUGGUUGUGAAGGUCCAGGGCCUUGCCUGGAAGCCACAGAGGGCAGGUACUUGGUGGAAAACUCCAGGCUGUGAUUCACCCUCCUCCCUUGCCCUCAUCAGUGAGGUCACCUCCCCUCCCAAGGUUCUCAGUUUCCAGCCUGGAGUCUCUGGUAAGAGAGGACUGUCCCCUGUGCUGCACAUCCCAUCUCCUCGUCCCUGGGAAGGAGAUGGUUCUGGAGGGGGACAGAGGAAAAGGGGGAAAGGGGAGGGGGAGGGAGAAGGGCAAGGAGCAGGAGGAGGGGAGAUGAGGUCAGGGUGUGAGCCUCUGAGCCCCUUCCCCUGCCCAAGGGAGCAGCUCAGCCCAGCUCUGGAGGGGUCAUCAUGGGACCGUGCCCACUGGGAGGGCACCGGUCUGGAGACAGUGGGUUCACAGUGGGAGUGGGAUGGGGGUGGGAACACUGGGGACAGAGGACUUGACUUCCUGAGGUUGGAUGUUGUAAUCUUGGUUCACAAACUUUUGGCCUCAGUCCCUCCUGUUGCUCCUGGUAUUUCUCUGUCCCUUCACUUCCCAACACACACACACACACACACACACACACACACACACACACACACACACAGCUUCUUUCUGUCUGGGAGCCCCUGGACAAGUCCCAUGGGAUUUUGCACUGGGAGGAACAGCAUAAGGCGUGAAUGUGGAGGACAGUUUCCCUUUCAGGUCCCAGCUCUCUUGGCUUUCCUGUAAGCGGCCACCUGGAACUCCCCUGGAGACCUGAUGCCCGCAGCUGAGCUGACCGCAGGAGCCGGUGCUGGGGACUGAGGGAGACUUAGGGUUCAGAGAGGAGGUGUGAUUGGCCUGAGGUCACACAGCAAGUUAGAGACCCAGCUCCACGACUCACUGUCUUGGCUUUGGCCCUCGUCAUCCUGCCCACCCAGCGGGGCCUCCCAAUCCGCCACACGGGCAUGGACGGGAAAGUGGCAGUGCACGAGCACGGGCCUCCUGCGGUCUCCUGGGUCCCCGAGGAGGCAGAGAAGUUGGACCAGGAAGACGAGGACCAGGUGAAGGAUCGGGGCCAAUGGAACAACAAGAUGGAGUUUGUGCUGUCAGUGGCCGGGGAGAUCAUUGGGCUGGGCAACGUCUGGAGGUUUCCCUAUCUCUGCUACAAAAACGGAGGUGGAGCCUUCUUCAUCCCUUACUUCAUCUUCUUCUUUGUCUGCGGCAUCCCUGUGUUCUUUCUGGAGGUAGCGCUGGGCCAAUACACCAGCCAAGGGAGUGUCACAGCCUGGAGGAAGAUCUGCCCCCUCUUCCAGGGCGUUGGGCUGGCGUCUGUGGUCAUUGAGUUAUAUUUGAAUAUCUACUACAUCAUCAUCCUUGCCUGGGCCCUCUUCUACCUGUUCAGCUCCUUCACCUCUGAGCUGCCUUGGACGACCUGCAGCAACGUUUGGAACACGGAGCAUUGCGUGGACUUUCUGAACCACUCGGGAGCCGGCACAGUGACCCCAUCUGAGAAUUUUACCUCACCUGUCAUGGAAUUCUGGGAGAGACGAGUUCUGAGCAUCACCUCGGGCAUCCAUGACCUGGGCGCCCUGCGCUGGGAGCUGGCCCUGUGCCUCCUGCUCGCCUGGGUCAUCUGCUAUUUCUGCAUCUGGAAGGGGGUCAAGUCCACAGGCAAGGUGGUUUAUUUCACAGCCACGUUUCCCUACCUGAUGCUUGUCAUUCUGCUGGUCCGAGGUGUUACCCUUCCCGGGGCCUACCAGGGCAUCAUCUAUUACUUGAAGCCAGAUUUGUUCCGCCUCAAGGACCCUCAGGUGUGGAUGGAUGCGGGCACCCAGAUCUUCUUCUCCUUCGCCAUCUGCCAGGGGUGCCUGACAGCCCUGGGCAGCUACAACAAGUACCACAACAACUGCUACAAGGACUGCGUCGCCCUCUGCUUCCUGAACAGUGCCACCAGCUUUGUGGCUGGGUUUGUUGUCUUCUCCAUCCUGGGCUUCAUGUCGCAAGAGCAGGGGGUGCCCAUUUCUGAAGUGGCCGAGUCAGGUCCUGGACUGGCCUUCAUCGCCUUCCCCAAGGCUGUGACUAUGAUGCCCUUAUCCCAGCUGUGGUCCUGCCUGUUCUUUAUCAUGCUCAUAUUCCUAGGGCUGGACAGCCAGUUUGUCUGUGUGGAGUGCCUGGUGACAGCCUCCAUAGACAUGUUCCCCAGGCAGCUCCGGAAGAGCGGGCGGCGGGAGCUCCUCAUCCUCACCAUCGCCGUCACGUGCUACCUGAUAGGGCUCUUCAUGGUCACCGAGGGUGGGAUGUACAUCUUCCAGCUGUUUGACUACUAUGCUUCCAGUGGCAUAUGCCUGCUGUUCCUGUCAGUGUUUGAAGUGGUCUGCAUCAGCUGGGUGUAUGGGGCGGACCGUUUCUAUGACAACAUUGAGGACAUGAUUGGCUACCGGCCAUGGCCCCUGGUGAAGAUCUCCUGGCUCUUCCUGACCCCUGGACUUUGCCUGGCCACCUUCUUCUUCUCCUUGAGCAAGUACACCCCCCUCAAGUACAACAACGUCUACGUGUACCCGCCCUGGGGAUACUCCAUUGGCUGGUCCCUGGCUCUGUCCUCCAUGGUCUGCGUCCCCCUCUUCACCGUCAUCACCCUCCUGAAGACACAGGGUUCUUUCAAGAAGCGCCUACGUCAGCUCAUCACCCCUGACUCCAGUCUGCCACAGCCCAAGCAACACCUCUACUUGGAUGGCAGCAAUGGCCGGGACUUUGGGCCCUCCCCAGCAAAGGAAGGACUGAUAGCCGGGGAGAAGGAGACCCAUUUGUAGGGUGUAGCCAGAGGCCAGGCGGCUCCUAAGCUGGGAACCUAGGUCAGGGCCACCCUCCAUUCUCAGCGGACAGCCUCUGCCUCUGUCUCCUGCCACAAUCCUGCUGGGAACCUCUGGAGAGCCACAGGCACCCCCAGCUGGAGGCCAGACUCCUCUCCUGUGCUAGCUGGAACAGCUCCUUCCCCUGUGCUGAUAGCACUACCACUGGGACGUGCCAUGUUGGGAAGUCAUCCCUGUGGGACGGCACCAUCGUUUUUAUAAAGGGGGGUCUUUUUGGAGGCCACCAUCUGACUGUAACGCCUCGAGUUAUGAGGAGUCCACUGUGGGGGUGGCUCUUGUUAGAGCUUACUGCAUUUGUACACGGGGAGAGGAGCUCUAACUGGAAUGCACACUGCCGUCCGAUGUGGAGAGCCUGAUGGGACAUACCCUGUUGGAAGUGACACUGAGCAACUACGCUGGAUCGGAGGUUCCCUUAGGGGUUCUUCCUUAGGCUUAACCACAGAGGCAAGCCUUCACACGCCGUCAGGCUGGAGUCUCCUCCGAGUCUCUCAUGGCAUCUCCAGCCCCCGCCCUAGUUCCACACUGUGCUUGCAGUGUUUCAUCAGCUCUUGGAGCAUUGGAAUGGAAGGGGCUUAGGAGAUGCUUCCUAGACUUCACAAACACACGGCAUGCCUCCCUGUACUGUGCGUUCUGCUGCCCAAGGCCGACAUUGCUAACUGAUCACAGACUCUUUCCCACCUCACAAUCCUUCCAAAUGCGCUCCAAGCAGCACCGUUUGGCAUCCUGCUUCUAACGCAAACCGCUGACUUCAUGGAUGAAGAACCUGGAGACCAAAGAGACAAAGAGACUUUUUCAAGUUCACAUGGCUUCUUGGGGGCCAGAGAUAUGACUAAAACCUUAUCUCCUUGUGCUCAGGCCAGUGUCUACCCAUUAACCCCCCUGCCUUAGUUAACAAGUGUGUAUGGAUUGCCU
Molecule: messenger RNA, 5637 nt
Organism: Chlorocebus sabaeus (green monkey)
Lineage: Eukaryota; Metazoa; Chordata; Mammalia; Primates; Cercopithecidae
Gene: SLC6A12
Product: solute carrier family 6 member 12
Biological process (GO): amino acid transport; sodium ion transmembrane transport; neurotransmitter transport
Cellular component (GO): cell projection; plasma membrane
Molecular function (GO): gamma-aminobutyric acid:sodium:chloride symporter activity
Source: RefSeq, a predicted model, not a curated record